GAGUAGAACAUGUAUACCAUUAGAACAGGUCUGUGACGGGGUUAGUCACUGUCCGCAAGCUGACGACGAACGCCAUUGUGACAUCAUCUGCCCGGACGGCUGCUCCUGUCAGGGCUUGACAUUUCACUGUGUAGACAAUACAGUAAAGAAAUCAUCUUUAUUUCGUGUACUUCCGAGAAUGACACGAGGAUUAGAUGUGAAGAUUCGUCUUUCUGACUGGACUGGACACCUUCCACUUACGUUCCCUGCUAUUUUCUCACUUUCCAUGCAACACUGUCAAAUUAAUUCACUUUUCUUUGGCAACGAUUCUGUUUUAUCUGGUGUAGAAUCGCUAAUUACCCUUGACCUUAGUUAUAACGAUAUACACACUAUACCGGCAGACACAUUCGCAAUACUUUCGAAUUUAGAAUAUCUCAUUUUGAAUCAUAACCCUAUUGUCAAUAUGAAUGUCAGGGCGUUUUCAGGUUUACAUUUACUGAAAGAGUUAAGUCUUAUUGGUUCGCAACUCCACCAUCUCUCUUCGAACACAUUUCAUGAAUGUGGUGCUCUGACUUAUUUGAAUAUCAGCUCAAACCAAAUAGAAAAUAUAGGCCAUGGUACAUUUAACAAUCUAGCUUAUGUCAAGACACUUGAUCUACGUAACAAUAAUAUACGGCUAAAGGAACACAUGUUCAAGGGUCUGUCAAGCCUCAGAGUUCUGUAUGUCGACUCCUACACUCUUUGUUGUGCUAAACCUGCCUCAGUUACGGAUCCGAACUGUUUCUCUCCGCGUGACAGUAUCUCUUCCUGUACAGAUCUGAUCCGCUUGUCUGUUUUACGAGUUGCUCUUUGGAUCAUUGGGCUAUGUGCAGUCCUUGGCAAUUUGUUCGUUUUAGUUUAUCGCUUUAAUUACGACCGGGCUAAUCUGAAGAAAAGUUACUCCAUUUUUGUCAUGAAUUUGGGCUUGUCGGAUAUCCUGAUGGGAAUUUAUAUGAUAAUAAUUGGCAUUGCUGAUGCAGUUUACAGAGAUCGCUAUGUAUGGGAGGAGAAUGCUUGGCGACGCAGUACUACGUGCACAGUUAGUGGGAUUUUGUCCACAAUAUCAAGUGAGGCAUCCGCUUUUACUAUCCUUUUUAUAACUAUUGAUAGAACUGUGGCUAUUGCUUUUCCAUUUUCAUUACGACAAUUUACAAUGAAAUCUGCUCUUAUUACAUCCGUCAUCCUAUGGAUUAUUUCCAUAGUGAUAGCCGUACUUCCGGUGUUUACUUUCACAGAUUACUUCCGGGGAGAGUUUUAUAGCUCUUCCGGUGUGUGUAUUGCACUUCCGUUGUCAGAUUACACAACACCUGGUUCGGAAUAUUCAGUAGCUAUAUAUGUGGGUCUGAACUUUGUCAUCUUCAUUAUGAUCGCAGUUUGCCAGUUUGUGAUAUACCGAAAGAGCCGAACCAACUUGACACUCAGAAAGACGACAAGUAAACAAAAUAAGGACAUCACUGUAGCAAAAGGACUCGCCGCUGUUGUCGCUACAGAUUUUUUCUGCUGGUUUCCUAUUUGUGUCUUGGGUAUAUGGACGUCACUAGGAGGUAGAUUAUCGGGGGAUACGUACGCCUGGGUCAUGGUUCUGGUACUGCCGAUCAACUCUGCGCUUAAUCCGUUUCUCUACACAUUUCCUAACACGUGGAGAAACAGAAAGACCCACCAUCGCCGACAUUCCAAGUAUGGGCGCGAGAAAUCAGAAGCUGAGAUGACCAAUGUGGUUUUGGAAGUGUUGAACACAUUCCGCCACAAAAGGGGAAGCAAGUCUCUUACGGAAUAUCUGUGUGACUCCGAAACAGAUUUACAAGUGAAAAAUGCCUUCAAUAUCGUCCAUCACUUGUCCGCAAGUUUGGUCUACCUUCACAAACAAGAACUCGUCCAUGGAAAUAUUUCUGCUGAAUCAAUAGAGAUAUCUUUGGAGAAUGGCAGAGUGACAGAUGCGGUAUUCCCAAUGGAUCAUCACCAAGUGCCCCAUGACUUUGGACAAUUAAACGAUAUCUACGAUCUUGGUAUGGUAGUGAAGAUAAUGCUGAAGAAAAUAAAACUUCCAUAA
Molecule: messenger RNA, 2068 nt
Organism: Pecten maximus
Lineage: Eukaryota; Metazoa; Mollusca; Bivalvia; Pectinida; Pectinidae
Product: G-protein coupled receptor GRL101-like
Exons: 5
Coding region: 179-2068 (629 amino acids)
Biological process (GO): G protein-coupled receptor signaling pathway
Cellular component (GO): membrane
Molecular function (GO): protein binding; G protein-coupled receptor activity; protein-hormone receptor activity
Source: RefSeq, a predicted model, not a curated record